AUGACAAACUCACCAAAAACGGAACCAAAGAAACUACCAGUCUCUGUUUCUCGCGAAAACUUAAUGUCAAUAAAUAAUAGCAACUACACAAUGUCUCACGGCAAUUCCUCUCCUGAUCAAAGACCAUUGCAAGAGACAAAAAGCGAAGAAAGAACUUGUAGUAGCCAAAACCAACAACACGACAAAAACAACUUUGUUGAAAGACCAGUGCUGGCGGCAGCGUCAACUGAACAACCAAGUGGUACCACUAUUGCAAAUGAACCAAAACUGGGAAGCAGAAAUGGAAAUAUAACACCACCUUUUUCACCGCAAAUACAACAAUGCCCAGUAACUUAUUUUAAUGCGACUUUGAACCAAGGAGUUUACCAACAACCCGCUUUGACGGGUGAGACUCCUACGUAUACGCUAUUGCCGACUCAAUUACCACCUGUCGUGACUCCACCAGCUACUGAAAAGCCAAAGAGACAUCAAGUCAAGAAUGCAUGUGUUAAUUGUCAAAAAGCAUGCAAGAAAUGCGAUGAUGGACGUCCUUGCAAACGUUGCAUAAAGUGUGAAAUGACAGAUACAUGCAAAAGUUCAACUCGGAAGGAAAGAAAGAAAGGAAUUAAACGGGGUCCAUAUAAGAAAAAAGAAAAGAUCACCGCUAAUCCCAAUGCUACAGCCUCUUCGUCCACAAAUAUUCCAUCGACUGGAGUAAUUUCUACAAACGGACAAGACUCGUAUGGAACAAUGCCGAUCCCACUUUUGGGUAUGCCCGGACCAUAUUUCAUGUUUCCUACAGUUUCAUCUACUGCUGCUCCAUACGUAUUUCUCACGGGAGCAUGUAUUCCACCUAUGGUAAUUAAACAAGAACAAAAUCAACAAAAAUCCAAUAAUAACAAUACGGAAAAAAAAGAAGAAACGUUAUCAUCAAAAGAGAAAUCGCCUGAUCAUCAAUCUCGAUCAUCUUCAAUAUCGUCGUCGUCUUCGCAACAAUAUCAACAGCAAUUGAAGUCUGAUACGAUCGAUAAAAAUGUUGGAUCGAAAUUGACUCUUUUGUCGCAAGUUUGCAGCGAUAUGUUGAAAAAGACUGAUCCCUCUUUAUUCCAUUCUUCCCAAACAAUACGAAAAGAUUUGCACAUUAAACCUAUUUCUAUGCCAUCCUUUACUUCGACUACGCAAACAGAUGAUAACGAGAGAGCAACUGAUCGCUUGCAAGCUGCAGUCACUUCCCAUCAUGCUGACCUGCGCCAGGAACCUCUGAAAGACGAAAUCGUGAGAGAAUCAUCCGAGGACAACUCCAUUCGAGAAUCGAAUAAAAAUAUUCGACAAGAAACUGGAUCACACCCUCAAUAUACUUAUCAAACUCAAUUCAUGCAAUUUCAAUCUGCUAACAAUAAUAACAACAAUAAUUUCUCGCAAUAUUACUCUUAUCAAGAUCAUCAACGACAACAAAAGCAUCAACCGAUAUUACAACAAGAGUCGCAAAACCAACAAUCUUCAAACUAUUCAUACAUUAUUCGACCAACACUGCCAAUCCUUCAGCCUUCCAACAUUCAACAGGAAAUACCCGCGCAACUGUCUCAAUAUCAUAACAGUUUUCUGUCGAUGAUUCCACCCCAAAAUAAGCAAAGUUUACCGUAA
Molecule: messenger RNA, 1623 nt
Organism: Ambispora gerdemannii
Lineage: Eukaryota; Fungi; Glomeromycota; Glomeromycetes; Archaeosporales; Ambisporaceae
Source: the annotation of a GenBank genome assembly